CGGUCUAGCAGGAAGCAUAGGAAGAGUAGGCGGAAUUCGGGAGCAAGAAACGGAGGCGUACCGCGUAGGGAGGCAAGAGGAGGCCCGCCCCGAUCACACCAAACUCUUCGCGCCGCUGCCCCGUCUCCGCUCCUCGCGAUCUCACGGCGGCGGGUCGAUCCCACGGCGACGCCGGAGGCGAGCUUCCCAGCGCCAUCGGCGCCGAGCACGCCGCGAUCCAGAUCCAGGUAUCCUUGCUUAGGACCGCGACUGCGCCUCUCUUCCUCUCCCGCCGGCGUCCGUGUCGUCCUCGUCACCGCCGGACGCCACUGGCGUGGAGCGGAGAUCCGAUCCUUACGGACGUGAGGAUUCGCGCUGACAAAUCAGUGAUCGCAAUACGAAGGGGGAGGGCCCGAUUGUUUGAGCUGCGUCUGUAGAGAAUGUCAGAGAGCAAUGUGGAUGGCAUCGAGAUAUCGGUCAGUAACGAUGAGAGGAGGGACAGAGCAGAUGUCGACAACUCAGAGGACGAGCCGAGGCACACGAGAAUGCGGUUGCUGAGGAAGAAGGCGCUGCACGCAUCGACAAGGCUGACACACUCACUGAAGAAGAGGGGGAAGAGGAAAGUGGAUUGCAGAGUGCCAAGGAUAGCGAUAGAGGAUGUCAGGGAUGCUGAGGAAGAGCAGGCAGUGAGCUCAUUUCGGGAGGUUUUGUUUGCUAGGGGAUUGUUGCCGGUCAGGCAUGAUGAUUACCAUAUGAUGCUUAGAUUUUUGAAAGCGAGGAAGUUCGACUUUGAGAAGGCAGCACAGAUGUGGGCGGAGAUGCUGCAGUGGAGAAAGGAGUUCGGUACAGACACAAUUUUUGAAGAUUUUGAAUUUCACGAGCUAGAGGAGGUCCUGCAAUAUUAUCCUCAUGGUUAUCAUGGGGUUGACAAGGAGGGAAGGCCUGUCUAUGUUGAGUUGCUUGGGAAAGUUGAACCCAACAAGAUCGUACAAAUUACAACAUUGGAGCGCUACAUUAAGUAUCAUGUACAAGAGUUUGAGAGAGCUUUCCGCGAGAAAUUUCCUGCAUGCUCAAUUUCUGCCAAAAGACACAUAGAUACCACAACUACAAUAUUGGAUGUCCAUGGUGUGGGCUGGAAGAACUUUAGCAAGAUCGCGAGGGAUUUAGUGCGUUGUAUGCAAAAAAUAGAUGGUGACUAUUAUCCUGAGACACUGCACCAAAUGUUUAUCGUAAAUGCUGGACCUGGUUUCAAGCUGAUCUGGAGCACUGUGAAGGGACUUCUUGACCCCAAAACAUCAUCUAAAAUCCAUGUUCUAGGAACAAAAUAUCAAAGCAGACUUCUUGAAGCUAUUGAUGCAAGCCAAUUGCCAGAGUACUUUGGUGGAUCGUGCAUGUGUUCUAACCAUGGAGGGUGCCUGAGGUCCAAUAAAGGCCCCUGGAGUGAUCCUUUAAUCAUGAAGCUUGUACAUAGCAUGGAGUCAUCGAGGGAGGUUGGGCAAGUAUCUGAUAUAGAAGAAACAAUUACAGGCUCUGUAAGAUUGCGUGCUCUCAAGUUACCAGAACGAAUUAGUGACACAUCAAAUACUGAAUCAGGUUCGGAUGUUGACGAUCUUGGAUCCCCUGUGGCUCCUGAAGAUGUUGAAUAUCCUAGUUUGGCCCCAGUUCAUGAGGAAGCCAGGGAAUCAGGAUCUGCAACAUACAGCGGUUCUGAUGGCAUGUCUCAUAUGCCCAACAAAAGAUACAGUCCUUCUGGAAAUGAAGUCAGACAGUACAAUACAGAACAGCGUUCCUUAAUAAAUGGGGUUUUACCUGUGCCAGCAGGUCGGCGUGCCCCAAAUGAUGUGGGCAAUGCUGAUGAUGGGAUCUUGAAACAUUUCUCAAGAAAAGUUGUUGCUGUUUUAAUUAAAGUACUCUCUCUUUUGCGGGUUUUCAUUCGACGACGACAACACUUGGAAAAUGUUCAUCCACAUACUGCAACUGUGCCCACUAAUCAGGCAGAUCUUCAGAUAAUUAAGGAAGAUCGCGUAAAUCCUUGUCUGGAGCGCCUUGAUCGACUUGAGUCAAUGUUUAAUCAGCUAAGCAGAAAGCCUCCACAGCUUCCACAGGAUAAGGAUCGUGCCAUACAAGAUUCUUUUGAUAGGAUAAAGUCGAUUGAGUUUGAUCUGGAGAAGACAAAGAAGGUAUUGCAUGCAACAGUCAUAAAACAAAUGCAGAUGGCUGAGACAUUGGAAGCUGUGAAGGAGUCUGAUCUUAGGAGGAGGAAAUAUUGUACAUAAUACACUUAGCUGCAGUGUACAGAAACAAGAAGAAAUGUUGGCAACUUACUAAUGUCUGCUGUUCGACAGAGAAUGAGAUAAUUAAAAUACAUUGCUCCCCCUUGUUGCUUGUCUUUUUUGGUCUAUUAUAGAGAUGAGUGCUGAUAUCUUAGUUUCAAUAAGAAUAGAUAGUUGGCGACCUCUGAUAAACUGAGGAGAUAGUCAAGAAGAGCAUCCGGGAAAAUCACCAAACACUGUCCAGUUAUAGAGCAAAAGGAAUUCUAAAAGAGCCCAAAUGCACAGCUUGUGUCCUGUCCAUGCUUCUAUUUAUGCUCAUUUCAGGGUUGAGCCUCCUGAUUCGAUCAAUUUGUAUCAUCUUCAUAAUUCAAUCCAUUUUUUCGUUGAUAACUUCAUACAUUUACCAUGCUUUCAAUCCGAUUGUAACUUGGUAGUGUUGCAACUAACCGAAAUAUUCACGUGUUGAGGAAUGAUAUUCGUGUA
This is a messenger RNA of Phragmites australis (common reed), 2735 nucleotides long. Its product is annotated as phosphatidylinositol/phosphatidylcholine transfer protein SFH9-like. The record is from RefSeq and is a predicted model, not a curated record. Bases 420 to 2255 code for a protein of 611 amino acids. NCBI's taxonomy places the organism in Eukaryota, Viridiplantae, Streptophyta, Magnoliopsida, Poales, Poaceae. The transcript has 15 exons.